GCGAAAAAAUAUACAUGAAGUUAAUUGGAUUAAAGGAUUACAGUCAGAAGUAAUUAAAAUAAACAUGUAAAUCAGCGCACACAAUUACAUACUCACACAUUCAAAUGAAAGCACAACUCGGAUACCACCGAAGCGAGUCAGGAACAGAAACUGAAGAAUACAGCACCAACCUGCACGAAGGACUACGUCAGUGUUAAAAAUGGAUGAGUACGAUACGCACGCACGUCUUUCGCCUGCCACCGCCACCGUUACCGCCUCCAGUAUCCUCGACACGGACACACUGGAUGCGGAUCUCAGUCUGGCCGAUUUGGCCAGCAAUUGGUCGACAACGGCCAAUUUUACACGCCUCUUUGCCGCCACCGACAUCGUCAACUACACGCUGAGCAGCAUUCUGGAUGUGGGCGUAGCAUUAGCCACAGAGGCGGCCACAGCAGCAGGCUCGUUGGCAGUCUCAACCAUUAGUCCCACCUCCAUGCCACUGAGUGCCGCCGACGCGGCCUUUGCCAUGAUGACCCAAAGCACAAAUGCGACAAACCAAUAUGCGCAGAUCAAUAGCCUGCAUGAGUCCUCACCGGUAGCGGAACCGGUGCCGGAACACAUAAUGGACCAUGCACCGCAAUUAUCGCGAUCCGGACUGAUGAAGGUCUAUGUGUUGGCCGUGAUGGCGCUCUUCUCACUGUUGGGCAAUGUGCUGACUAUAUGGAAUAUUUAUAAGACGCGCAUCUCGCGUCGCAACUCGCGUCACACCUGGAGUGCCAUCUACUCGUUGAUGUUUCAUCUAUCAAUUGCGGAUGUGCUGGUCACGGGCUUCUGCAUCAUUGGGGAAGCGGCCUGGUGCUAUACGGUGCAGUGGCUGGCCAAUGAGUUGACCUGCAAGCUGGUGAAGCUCUUUCAAAUGUUCAGCCUCUAUCUGUCCACCUAUGUGCUGGUGCUGAUCGGGGUCGAUCGCUGGAUAGCCGUGAAGUAUCCGAUGAAGUCCUUGAACAUGGCCAAGCGCUGUCAUCGCCUGUUAGGUGGCACCUACAUUCUCUCCUUGGUGCUAAGUUUGCCGCAGUUCUUUAUAUUUCAUGUGGCACGUGGCCCCUUCGUGGAGGAGUUCUAUCAGUGUGUAACUCACGGCUUCUACACGGCAGAUUGGCAGGAGCAGCUUUAUGCAACAUUCACGCUCGUCUUCACGUUCCUGCUGCCACUUUGCAUACUAUUUGGCACCUACAUGUCAACCUUUCGCACCAUUUCAAGCAGUGAAAAAAUGUUUCAGGGCUCCAAAUUGGCUAACUACUCGACAACAAAGCUGCCCACGCAGACAAAUCGUCAACGUCUUAUCCAUAAGGCGAAAAUGAAAUCAUUACGCAUAUCUGUGGUAAUCAUUAUAGCCUUUCUCAUCUGCUGGACACCUUACUACGUCAUGAUGAUUAUCUUCAUGUUCUGGAAUCCUGACAAAAGGCUGGGCGACGAUCUGCAGGAUGCCAUCUUCUUCUUUGGCAUGUCCAACAGUCUCGUCAAUCCUCUCAUCUAUGGCGCCUUUCAUCUCUGUCCCGGCAAGGGCAAUAAGAGUGGCGGCGGCAACAAUAAUGCCUACAGUCUAAACAGAGGCGACUCCCAACGUACACCCUCCAUGCUGACGGCCGUGACGCAGGUGGACGGAGUUGGCGGUAGUUCCCGCCAGAUGCGCACCUUCCGUCAGCAGAGCUAUUACCGGAGCGUGAGCAACGGAGGCAACAGCGUGCUCGUGGCUGCUGGCGUUGGUGGUGCCGGCUAUAAAGAGCAAGUGGGCCUGCUGCAGGUGAAUGCUGGUGUAGGUGCAACGCCUCAAUUGAUGCGUAAAUGCGCAUCCAUGCGCAGUCCACAUCCGAAUCAUAAUGCGGCCGUAAUGGGCCGUCAUGUGGGCUGCUUAAGGGAACAGCACCAACAGCUGCUGCAGCCACCGCCCUCGACGCUGGUGCUGAACUACGACAGCCAGCGAGGCGGUGUGGGCAUUGGGGUGGCCAAUGGACUCAAGAUGAAGCCCGGCAGCAUGGCCAGCGUGGGUCUGCUGGCGGAGAAUAGUGAACAUGUGUCGAGCGUGUGAGGAGAACUGGCGGUGGCGGUGCCGGUGGCAAUGGCGGAUGAUGAAUGCUCCUGUUGCUAUUGUCUGAGCAAUGAACUGAUGCGGAGGCAACAAGGACUCCAAGAGCUUCCUAGUGCGGUGAUACAAUAGUCGGGUAUGGGUAUGAACAAGCGUGCGUACUCAAGUGCUUUCAAGGUUGUUGUUCCAGUUGGUUUGGCGGUAGACGCUGUCUUGAUGAUCAGAUCAUCGUGACGGGCACAUUUGUAAUAAGUACAUUGAAUAGCUAUGUUAGUUGUGCUAAGUGAGAGUUAAGUCUUUGAACACUGUUCGUGUGCUUUAGUUGUAGCUGUAGUUGUUGGUUAAGCGCUAGUUACUAUUUCUAGUUAAACUGCGAACUGGUUGAAGGCCGCAAAUUAAGUAAUUGAUGAUAAUUUUGCACGUGUUAGGUUUGUUUUAAUUUGAUUUGUGUAGCCAUUAAGGUCGGUUGAUUCAAAUGGGUAGGUGGAAAAUACGUUUAAUGUAUAAUUCUUGUCAAUCAGUUGAAACAAAUUAGAACUUUCAAUUGCGGGGUUUAAAAUAUUUAAAGUUCCUUACAACUUGUAUCAAAUUUCGAUUUGUUUGACAAUACAAAGAGUGUGCAUAAAAUGCUAUUACAUCAAUGCGAGUAAUGUUUGCUUAGUCUGCUUAAAUCAUUCAGAUGGAUGGAUGGAAGUUUCAUGCGAAGCCUGAACAAAUAUUGAUAUUUUUACGAAUAUGCAAUAUUAAGUUUCGACAACAAGUUUUGCAUUUCUCCAUGAUAUGAGUACUUAAUAACUUUUAAUAAGGCAGCAUCAAAUAUUUAUAUUUCGAACACAUCAAUAAACAGGGUAAAAUAUAUGGUAUAUACAUACAUAUAUAUUCUCUAGUGGUGUUCAACUAAGGCAAUUUUAACAAAAAGUUAAUUGUUAAGCAAAAACUACUUUACAGUUUUCUAUACGUUUUUUUUAAACAUACUCAACCAACACUAAUCUAAAAUUAAUGAACAUGUUUUUUCAUGAAACUGUGUGUAAUAAAUUGUAAGGCAAAUAUUAGCAACAAAGCAAAAGAAUUUAAACCGGUUUAAAAUUAUAAGAGGCAAUUGGAGCAUACAAAUUGAAUUUUUAAUGAAUUCUUACGGUUUUACGUUACACACAAGUCGUCUCUAAGUAAAAAGCCCAAUUACUGUAUAUACUUACAUAUGUUUGUGUGCGUAUUUUCUUGUCUACGUAUAAAUAAUAUACAUAUAUAAAUUUGUAUAGUUUAUUUUUUAAUAAAAACCGAAUGAACAUUUU
Molecule: messenger RNA, 3357 nt
Organism: Scaptodrosophila lebanonensis
Lineage: Eukaryota; Metazoa; Arthropoda; Insecta; Diptera; Drosophilidae
Product: gonadotropin-releasing hormone receptor
Exons: 5
Coding region: 200-2068 (622 amino acids)
Biological process (GO): neuropeptide signaling pathway
Cellular component (GO): membrane
Molecular function (GO): corazonin receptor activity
Source: RefSeq, a predicted model, not a curated record